Molecule: messenger RNA, 2791 nt
Organism: Beta vulgaris subsp. vulgaris (sugar beet)
Lineage: Eukaryota; Viridiplantae; Streptophyta; Magnoliopsida; Caryophyllales; Amaranthaceae
Exons: 9
Coding region: 345-2354 (669 amino acids)
Molecular function (GO): protein binding
Source: RefSeq, a predicted model, not a curated record
UCUAGUUAAGUGUGACAUUUAUCUAACCUCUCACUCCUAUCAAUUUUGGCAUUUUAGAUGAUAUAUAUUUUUGGGACAAAGGAUUGUGUAGUUUCUUUGAAUAAACAAAAUUCCCAAAUCUUAAUAAAAAAAAGGAACCCCCUCCAAAAAAAAAAAAAAAAAAAAGUCUGAAAAAAAUAAAAUAAAAACAAUUGGAGAGCGAGAAAGGAAGAAGGGGAGGAAAGUGAGAGAAAACAAAAAACAAAACAACUCAAAGAAAAAAAAGAAAGAAGGGGGUGGGUAAACGCAUCAUCCCAUCCCAGCCCAUCCAUACAACACCACCACCAACAACACACACAAAAAAAAUGGUUCGAAAAACCACCACAACAACCACCGUUAAUAACAACAUCACCACCACCCCUCCUAAGAAGAAAAAAGGCCGCCCUUCUCUUCUCGAUCUUCAAAAUCGCGCAAUUCUUCAACAACAACAGCAACAACUACAACGACAACAACACCAACAACAGCAACAACUACAACAACUACAACAACAAAACCCUAAUUCUCAAUCCCAUUUACCUCAAUCAAACCCUAAUUAUCGUCGCAGUCGAUCUGCUCGCCGGAUCCCCAGCUUGCCCGCCCAUUUCAUCGACGGGUCGGAUUCCGACGAUCCAUCAAACCCUAAUUCCGUUCAUUCCCAUGAUGAUUAUGAUGAUGAUGAUGAUGAUGAUGAUGUUGUUGAUGAUGAUGAUGAUGUUGUUGAUGAUGAUGAUGAGCGUGCUGAAAAGAAGGUUAAACUCGUCGUUCAAUUCCCUAAUUCCAACUUCAUCAAUGCCGCUUCUCAGGACGAAAAGGGUUCGAAAGCGACUGACAACGAAAAUGGGACAAGGAUGAAAGUCGGUCCCACAACUUCGACUUCUACUGCUACAGCAACAAGAAGUACGCCUUUGCCUGAUAAAAAGUUGCUGCUGCUCAUUCUUGAUAAGCUUCAAAAGAAAGAUACUCGAGGUGUGUUUGCUGAGCCGGUUGAUCCAGAGGAGCUUCCGGACUACCAUGAGAUUAUAGAGAAUCCCAUGGAUUUUGAGACAGUGAGGAAGAAACUUUUGGGUGGAAUUUAUUCGUUUUUGGAACAGCUGGAGGAUGACAUAAAUUUAAUUUGUUCGAACGCAAUGCAGUACAAUUCUUCUUCGACCAUAUUUCAUCGACAGGCCCGCGCUAUCCAAGAACUUGCAAAGAAGGAAUUUGAAACGUUGAAACAGGAUGGUGGUCUGAGUGAGCUACCAACUAAACCUAGGAGAGGUAGACCACCAGGCAGUAGAAAUCUGAAGAAGAUUCUUGAGAAGAGUUCGCCCCCGGAUCGUACUGUCCGUGAGUCAUCAUCUGAAGCCACACCUGCUUCUCGUGAGGAGGACACAACAAAAUCAGGCUCCUACAAUCUGAGGAAAGGACCUAGUUUAUAUCGGUUCCCUCGCUAUCUCGAAAGUUGUUUUGAUUUUUCAGGAUCUUCUUCUAAAUAUAUGUCAGCCAAGUAUGGAAAAAAGCCAUUUGGUUCUGAUGAUAGUAGGCGUGACAGUUACUACCAUCUUGGCGAAUCCGAUCCUGGCCAGGAUCCACAAUCAGUGGCUGCAUCAUUUGGAGGCUUUGAGAGGCAGUUAAUUCCAGUCGGUCUUGGCUCUGAUUAUAGCUAUGCAAGAAGUCUUGCGCAAUAUUCUGCAGGCCUUGGGCCUGUUGCUUGGAAGAUUGUCUCAAAUAAGAUUAGAAGUGUUCUGCCUCCUGGUGUAGAGUUCGGUCCUGGAUGGGUUGACGAACCUAAAGGAUCAUCAACACAACUCACUCCCUUACCAGAGAUGUUGUUGCAAUUGAAUUGUGUGUCACAGGAUUCCCUCAAGAGUGAACCACACCAUCUGUCAACAUCUUGCCCUGAAAAACUGGUGGAAUCUCGAGAAAUAAGUUCGAAUGUUGAAUGGUCUUCAGUGAGAGCUAAUGGAGUGGUGGGGUCCGGUGCCAGUCCAUCUUUGCAGAUUCAACCUCAAGGCUCUGUUCAUCCGCGCAUGAAUGGUUUCAAUGAUGGUUUUGCUUCAGGAUCUCAUUUUCAGGAGCCAAUGGCCAGGCCAACAUCAUCAUCCUCAUUGUUUAAUCCUCAUACUCUAGAUUCCAGUUCAUUUGAUGCAUCUAGAAGCUUUCAUGGUGUUACUAAUCCUGAAAAUGAUAUGGUCACCUCACAUGGCAUGCCAUAUUGGCGGAAUCUAUCCGUACAAGAAAGAUGGGAUCAUUCAUACCCAGUGGAGCUCAACAGCGGAUUUCAGGCAUCGGGGUCCAAAAGUUCGAGUUUGCCCAUCGGCUCACCUCCACAACUAGACUUAGUCUUGCAGCUUUGAAUUAUUAAUGUUAGGCUUCACUUUAGAUGUAGUCUGUAGGUAUGAUUAUUAAAAUGGCAAUUGUUUCUUGGCUGCUUGUCAGUCACAGUGCUAGUAGGAACUGGUGAAAUGCUGUACAGAUUGGUUCACCAAAGUAUUGGGUUUUGGGGUAAAUUAUACAGUUCUGAUAAUUUAGAAAGCUCUUCUCCUUUUCUUAUUUUUUAUUUCAAUUUUUUUUUCCCAAAAGAAAGCAAAAAUACUCCGAGGACUUGGGGGGAAGUAAUGCAUUGCAGACAGAGAGAGAAUGAGUUAACAUUCGUUGUACUUUGUAUCAAGCAGUUGUGUUAAAAUUUAAUAUAGGUAAUUUACAGUAGCAGAAGCUGAGCAAGAAAAUUGUUCUUUAUAUUAUUGAUGCUGGAAAAAAAUGCUCUUUAUUGAUGCAUUACUUUCAUUGGCUU